AUGGCGACGGGCCCGGCUACUCAAUCGCUGAAGUGCGUGGUGACAGGUGACGGUGCCGUGGGCAAAGUCAGUAUUGAACCCACCCCCCGACAUCCCCCAAGGCCUACCAAGUCUCUCCCCUCCGAACGAAACACGAAUGCCGCGACGCACUUUGACAACUACACGGCCAGCGUGAUGGUCGACGGCCGGCCGAUCAGCUUGGGACUGUGGGAUACCGCCGGACAAGAAGAUUACGACCGCCUCAGGCCGCUAUCCUACCCGCAAACCGACGUCUUCUUGAUCUGCUUCUCGAUUGUCAGCCCGCCAUCCUUCGAUAACGUCAAAGCCAAGGUACGCCCCGACACGCACCCCGACACCGCAUGGACCCAGCGAUUUCCUGUUUUCCCCUGGCGCCGGCGGCCUCGGCUGCACGGUGCGUUGUGGUUCCCCGAAAUCGAACACCACGCCCCCAGCGUCCCCAUCAUCCUGGUCGGCACAAAGCUCGACCUGCGCGACGACCGUGCCACCACCGACGCUCUCCGCUCCCGAAAGAUGGAGCCCGUCUCGUACGAGCAGGCCUUGGCUGUGGCCAAGGAGAUCCGCGCACACAAGUACCUCGAAUGCUCCGCCCUGACCCAGCGCAACCUGAAGAGCGUGUUUGACGAGGCCAUCCGGGCUGUUCUCAACCCCCGUCCCCUCGCCAAGUCCGGGAGGAAGAACCGAUGCCAGAUCUUGUAG
Penicillium canariense is the source of this 717-nucleotide messenger RNA. RefSeq names its product putative Rho GTPase Rac (gene racA). Gene Ontology annotation, cellular component: cytoplasmic vesicle; cell cortex; plasma membrane. Gene Ontology annotation, molecular function: GTPase activity; GTP binding; protein kinase binding. The record is from RefSeq and is a predicted model, not a curated record. The coding region runs from base 1 to 717 and encodes 238 amino acids. Gene Ontology annotation, biological process: cortical cytoskeleton organization; small GTPase-mediated signal transduction; regulation of actin cytoskeleton organization. Lineage: Eukaryota; Fungi; Ascomycota; Eurotiomycetes; Eurotiales; Aspergillaceae. The transcript has 5 exons.